GAGGUCGCUGCCGUCGAGAUAUUAAUGUGCGUCUCAUAUAUAAAGUUGAACGAGUUAACUUUUUUUUAACUGAUACACCAAAAAAUAACGCAAGUUACUUCAAAUGAUAUUUUAAUUUAUCAAUAUAAAUUGCAUGAGUAUUUUAAUUUUAUUUAUUAUUUUUAAAAUUCAUAAAAAAGUUCUAUAAUUAUUUAAAAAAUGUACGCAUUUAAGCCGUACGUUUUUACUGAACAUUCACCGAAUAGUAUUGCGAAACCUGAAGGAAGAAUGAAAUCCAAGAUAAGAUGUGAUGGUAAAAAUUUAUAUAUUUACAGCGGUGAAGAUCCAACUGUUGUGACACAUCGACGUGAAUCGGGCAAUGUUUUUUCCGUUUCAUCAAAACCAGAAUUUCGUGAUAUCUGGGUGUACAAUCUAGCUAAACAACAAUGGAGAUUAAUGACAAUUGACAGUAAUUUACCAGAUAUCAACGAUUUCAUUGUUGGUACUAUUUUUGAAUCAAAUUCAUUAUUUAUUUGCACAAUACGAAAACCUUUUAAUCGCGAGCUAUCAAGCCGCAAAUGUCGAUUACAUAUUUGUGAUUUAAAUACCGAAAGUAUACUUGUCCAGGGGACAAGUGGUCACAUUCCAUGUCCUCCAUCUGCAGUUAAUUUUAUUCGUCAUGAAAAAUAUUUUUAUAUUGUCGGAGUCGAAGAAAAUUAUGGAUACUUUUCCGAUGUAUAUAAAUUAAACAUGGAAAAUGGUGUAUGGGAAGUUGAUUAUAUCAGUCAAGGACUUAAUGACCAUAUACGAGAUGCCAGAAUGAACCCUACUUUAGUUUAUGAUAACAAUAUGAUUUAUAAAUUUGAUGGCUAUAGUAGUGAUUUCGAACUUGAUGAACUUUAUUUAGACGAAAUUUCGGCGUUUGAUUUAGAAAAGCGCUGCUGGAAAAUAGUAAACACUCUUGGUGAUGAAAAUCACAUGCCGCAUUAUCCAAGUCAAAGAAAAGAUUUCGGGUUGACUAGUUACACUGAUCCAGAUUCUGGUGAAGUAAAUGUUAUAAUAUCUGGAGGAAAAGAUUAUGAAUAUAGAGAUACCUUGGAUGAUGUCUGGAGAUUGAAUCUCACAAGUUUAAAAUGGUCGUGUCUCCAGAGAUUUGGUGCUGUCUUACCUCAUCACGUCGAAAAUCAUUCAAUGACCGUUUCUCCUGCUGGGAAAUUAUUCACAUUUGGUGGACAUAUUUCAAUUAAUAUGGAAGAUGGAACUUGUUCUUCUACUUUACACUCAACUUGGCUCAGGAUUCCCAAACUCGAAGACAUUUGUUGGGAAGCUGUUUUCCAUUACUAUCCAGACUUAAAAUCAAUGACUGACAAAGAAAUUAUGUCCCUCGGCCUUCCAUUGCAGUUACUCAAGUCGCGUAUUAAUUAAUGAAAUAUUUAUAAGUAAAUUUACUGCACUGAAAAAAAAGUUUUUUUCCACCUAGAAAAUUUUUCUCUCCCGUACAGAACCUGGUAUUCUAGUUUUUAAAAUACCAAAGUUUUUUU
Messenger RNA from Microplitis mediator, 1520 nucleotides. RefSeq names its product kelch domain-containing protein 10 homolog. Bases 199 to 1404 code for a protein of 401 amino acids. Gene Ontology annotation, molecular function: protein binding. Gene Ontology annotation, biological process: positive regulation of stress-activated MAPK cascade. The record is from RefSeq and is a predicted model, not a curated record. The transcript has 3 exons. NCBI's taxonomy places the organism in Eukaryota, Metazoa, Arthropoda, Insecta, Hymenoptera, Braconidae.